Colletotrichum paranaense is the source of this 936-nucleotide messenger RNA. RefSeq names its product spt3. Gene Ontology annotation, biological process: transcription by RNA polymerase II. Gene Ontology annotation, cellular component: SAGA complex. Gene Ontology annotation, molecular function: transcription coregulator activity; protein heterodimerization activity. The record is from RefSeq and is a predicted model, not a curated record. Lineage: Eukaryota; Fungi; Ascomycota; Sordariomycetes; Glomerellales; Glomerellaceae. The transcript is spliced from 4 exons. Bases 1 to 936 code for a protein of 311 amino acids.
AUGGAGCCCAAAUUCAAACAGGAGAUUCAACAGAUGAUGUACAUUGCAGGAGAGACACAAGAGGUCUCCGACCAAACUACCAAGCUUAUUGAGGAAAUCAUCCGAGAUCAAGUCGUUCACAUGCUCAGAAUAGCCAACGACCUCGCCGCCCGCCGCGGCUCCCGCGUCUUCUCCAACAACGACCUAAUUUUCCAAGUCCGCCACGACAAAGCCCGAGUCGAACGCCUCCGCAUCUUCCUCACCUGGAAAGCCAUCCGCAGAACCGUCAAAGACUCGGACGAAAAAGAAGGCUUCGUCGACGAAGCCGAUCUCGAAGAAAACGUCGUCGCUCCCACUGACGACGCCCCCGCCGGCGGCAAGGCCAAGUUGCCUACCGUUACGCUCCCCUGGGACGCGGCAUCCUAUUUCUCUGAACAAGUGACCGAGGCAAGCCAGGAGGACCUGGUGGAGAUUACAAGCAACGAGGCCGCGCUCGAGAAGUUGAGGAGAAACGAUGAGCGGACGAGGGAUAUGACUGUUGCCGAGUAUGCGACGUGGUCAGAGUAUCGGCAUGCGUCGCUGACCUAUCGCAAGGCCAAGAGGUUUCGAGAAUGGUGUGGGCUGGGCGUAAUUGCAGAGAACAAGCCCAAUGAUGAUGUGAUGGAUAUCCUGGGGUUCUUGACGAGUGAGAUGGUGCAGAAGUUGACGGCGCAGGCACUCAAUGUCCAGAAGCAGGAGGCGCUCCGUCUCGGUGAGGAGACGGCGAUGACUGGGAAAGACAGAGGCUUGAAGACAGGUUUGGGCGGGCUUUUCGCUGAACCUGAGGGUCUUAGGAAGCCAGUUGAUAGUAGGCAUAUCCGAAUGGCGUUCCAGCAGCUGCAAGGGAGACCGAAAAAGAGUCGGGCGUUGCUGAAUGGAACCCGACUUUUGCAACCACCCGCUCUGAGACUUCUCUGA